Messenger RNA from Mesorhabditis spiculigera, 438 nucleotides. The record is from the annotation of a GenBank genome assembly. Lineage: Eukaryota; Metazoa; Nematoda; Chromadorea; Rhabditida; Rhabditidae.
AUGGUCGAGGACAGUCGACGCGUCGGCCCGACCGGCACCGUGUCGAGCACCACCAUGCACAAACGAUGGUGCAAUAAUCAUAGGAUGACGAGCGCCCUCCUCGGCGCCAUCCUCGUCAUCCUCCUGAUGGGCGUCAUCGUGGCCGCGAUGAAUUUGUGUGUCAACCGGAACGUGGCGCUGCGGAAAGAGGCCGAGGCCAAGUACGCCGAGUUGCAGGAAGUCCACAACCGGCUGCUGGCCCGCAAGUACCCGGGCGCCGACCUCGAGCCGGGCUACAAGACUUUGCCCCCACCUCCUGCUCCCUCCAUUAAUGCACCAACCACUACGACAACUACCGUAUCCCCAAGCGUCCAGGCGGUUGUACCGGUAAACCAUUCGGCCCUGGAGUCACCGAAGCCUGCAGAGCCAGCGAAGCACGAUCAAAUAAUUCCGGGAGCC